Messenger RNA from Funneliformis mosseae, 275 nucleotides. Lineage: Eukaryota; Fungi; Glomeromycota; Glomeromycetes; Glomerales; Glomeraceae. The record is from the annotation of a GenBank genome assembly.
UUCUACUGCUACUAUUAGUAGUUUUACCACAGAAAGUACCAGUCAUGAUACUGAAAUUUUACCAUUUAUUUGGGAUGAAAUAGCAUUUAAAAAUGCUCAAGAUUUAUUAGAAAUAAAUGAUGAUGAAAUUAAUUGGGAAGAUGCUGAUUUUGAAGAAAAUUUUGAAACAGAAUCAGUCAUUACAAAAUUUACUGAAGAAGAUAUUAAUUAUCAAAUUGAAAACAUUUCUGGAUCAUUAAAUUUAACACCUUGUGUUAUUAUAGAUAUAAUUGAUG